This is a messenger RNA of Musca vetustissima, 3434 nucleotides long. RefSeq names its product neither inactivation nor afterpotential protein C (gene ninaC). The coding region runs from base 30 to 3428 and encodes 1132 amino acids. Lineage: Eukaryota; Metazoa; Arthropoda; Insecta; Diptera; Muscidae. The transcript has 12 exons. Gene Ontology annotation, cellular component: myosin complex. Gene Ontology annotation, biological process: protein phosphorylation. Gene Ontology annotation, molecular function: cytoskeletal motor activity; protein tyrosine kinase activity; ATP binding. The record is from RefSeq and is a predicted model, not a curated record.
AAAGUACAACAAAAUAAAAACGAAUCGAAAUGUAUUUACCCUAUACCCAAUUACCCGAUCCGACGGAUAAAUUCGAGAUCUAUGAGGAGAUUGCCCAGGGUGUCAGUGGCAAGGUGUUCCGAGCUAAGGAGCUAGAAUUGGAUCGCAUGGUGGCCUUGAAGAUUCAACAUUACGAUGAGGAACAUCAGGUGGCCAUUGAGGAGGAAUAUCGCACGUUGAGGGAUUAUUGCAAUAGUCCCAACUUGCCCGAGUUUUAUGGAGCUUACAAGCUGGAGAAGGGCAAUGGUCCCGAUGAAAUAUGGUUUGCCAUGGAGUACUGUGGUGGUGGAACUGCUACAGAUUUGGUAAACCGUCUUUUGAAACUGGAUAGGCGUAUGCGUGAGGAGCACAUUGCCUAUAUAAUCCGGGAGACAUGCAGGGCAGCUGUGGAGUUAAAUCGCAAUCAUGUACUACAUCGUGAUAUACGUGGCGAUAACAUUUUGUUGACCAAGCAGGGCAAUGUUAAGCUUUGUGAUUUUGGUUUGUCACGUCAGGUGGAUUCGACUUUGGGUAAACGUGGCACCUGCAUUGGUUCACCCUGCUGGAUGGCUCCCGAGGUUGUUAUGGCCCAGGAAGCUAGAGAUCCGGAGAUAACAACCCGUGCCGAUGUUUGGGCCUUGGGCAUAACCACCAUUGAAUUGGCCGAUGGUAAACCACCAUUUUACGAUAUGCAUCCAUCACGUGCCCUCUUCCAAAUUGUGCGUAAUCCGCCGCCAACUCUGUUCAAACCCAGCAAUUGGUCCCAACAGCUAAUCGAUUUCAUUGCUGAGUGCUUGGAGAAGAAUCAGGAGAAUCGUCCGAUGAUGGUGGAAAUGGUAGAGCAUCCAUUUUUAAAUGAACUAUUCGACAACGAUGAUGAGAUGCGCAAUGACAUUUCCGAACUUUUGGAACUGAGUCGUGAGGCCCAAGGUUUCUAUCGUGAACCUGAAGUUCUUGUGGAUCGCGGCUUCCUCAAACGUUUCGAGGGCAAACCGGAGCGCAUGUUCCCCGAAGAUUUGGCUGCCAUUGAAAACCCUGCCGAGGAUGUGGUCCUGGAAUGUCUUCGCAAUCGCAUGGAAUUGGGUAACUCCUACUCGUUUAUUGGUGACAUCCUACUUUCGCUGAAUUCGAAUGAGCUGCAAAAUGAAUUUCCACCGGAAUUCCAUGCCAAAUACAAUUGCAAAUCUCGAUCGGAAAAUUUGCCACAUAUUUUUGCUGUGGCGGAUACCGCUUAUCAGGAUAUGUUGCAUCACAAGGAACCCCAGCAUAUCGUAUUUUCGGGUGAAAGCUAUUCGGGAAAAUCGACAAAUGUCAAACUUCUCAUGAAGCAUUUGUGUUAUUUGGGUGCGGGAAAUCGUGGUGCCACCGAACGUGUUGAGAAUGGAAAUAAGGUUAUUAUGGCCUUGGUGAAUGCUGGCACUCCGAUCAACAACGAUUCGACCAGAUGUGUUAUGCAAUACUUUUUGACAUUUGGCAAGACGGGAAAAAUGUCGGGAGCUGUCUACAAUAUGUAUAUGCUGGAGAAGUUGCGAGUAACCACAUCGGAUAUGACCCAACAUAAUUUCCACAUUUUCUAUUACUUCUUCGACUAUCUAAAUUCCGAAGGCCUGUUGAAAGAAUAUAACCUAAAAUCGGAACGUGGCUAUCGUUAUUUGCGUGUACCACCCGACGCUCCACAGGGUAAACUAAAAUAUCGUCGUGAUGAUCCGACCGGCAAUAUUGAACGUUUCAAGGAGUUCGAAAAAAUUCUACAAGAUCUCGACUUCAAUCACAAACAAUUGGAAAGUGUACGCAAGAUAUUGGCUGCCAUUCUGAAUAUUGGCAAUAUACGUUUUAAACAAGUCGGAAAAUAUGCCGAGGUGGAUAAUACGGAAAUGAUAACACGUAUUGCCGAAUUGUUGCGUGUCGAUGAAAAGAAAUUUAUGUGGUCAUUGACAAAUUUCAUUAUGGUUAAGGGCGGUGUGGCCGAACGUCGUCAAUAUAAUACGGAUGAGGCUAGAAAUGCUCGCGAUGCUGUGGCAUCGACUUUGUAUUCUCGUUUGGUUGAUUGGGUGAUUAAUAAAAUUAACAUGAAUAUGGCAUUCCCUAGAGCUGUUUUUGGUGACACCAACUCUAUUGUCAUCCAUGAUAUGUAUGGCUUUGAAUGUUUCAACCGCAAUGGCUUGGAGCAGCUGAUGAUUAACACCUUCAAUGAACAGAUGCAGUACCACUACAAUCAACGUACCUUUGUCAAUGAAAUGCUGGAAAUGGAAGCUGAUGAUUUACCACCAAUCAAUUUGAAUUUCUAUGACAAUAAGACGGCUCUGGAUAAUCUUCUCACUAAACCCGAUGGACUAUUCUACAUUAUUGAUGAAGCCUCACGCAUGAGUCAAGAUCAAGAUUUAAUAAUGGAUCGCGUUUUGGAGAAGAGCAGUCAAUUUGUUAAGAAGCAUACUGCCACAGAAAUCUCCGUGGCCCAUUAUACCGGACGCAUUGUCUAUGAUACACGUGCCUUUACCGAUAUUAAUCGUGACUUUGUGCCACCCGAAAUGAUUGAGGCUUUCCGUUCAUCAAUGGAUGAGAAUGUUAUGGUUAUGUUCACCAAUCAACUAACCAAAGCUGGUAAUUUGACAAUGAAUUUUGAAAGUGUUCAGCACGCUGACGAUUCACAAAGAAGAUCAUAUACCCUAAAUACCUUGUCGACCGGUGUCAUAUCCCAAGUCAAUAAUUUACGUACAAUGGCUGCCAAUUUCCGUUAUACAUGCUUGACCAUGCUCAAAAUUCUUAGCCAAAAUGCAAAUAUUGGCGUCCAUUUUGUUAGAUGUAUUCGUGCCGAUUUGGAAUACAAGCCGAGGGCAUUCCACAGAGAUAUGGUGCAGCAGCAAAUGAAGGCAUUAGGUGUUGUGGACACAGUGAUUGGUCGCCAACAGGGCUAUUCGUGUCGUUUGACCUAUGAAGAAUUUCUAAAGCGUUAUCAAUUUUUGGCUUUCGAUUUCGAUGAAACUGUUGAUAUAACUCGUGAAAAUUGCCGUCUACUUUUGAUUCGUCUGAAAAUGGAAGGAUGGGACAUUGGAAAAUCUAAAGUGUUCUUGCGCUACUACAAUGAUGAAUUCUUGGCAAGAUUGUACGAAACAAGUGUAAAGAAAAUCAUUAAAGUCCAAUCGAUGAUUCGUGCCCUAUUGGCAAGAAAACGUGUCAAAACCGGAGGAAAGCCAGCAGCAGCCAAAGCUCCCGGUACCCAUGACGUUGCUGCCGCUAAAAUACAAAAAGGUAAUGAUCAAUAUCUUGGUGUAGAUGUUGAAUAUGUAGACGUUAGUGAAACUCCCUCAGAGGCCGAAGAUAAUUUCGAAGAAUCCCGUAAGGAGGAGGCUUUGGCUGCUGCACGCAUUUCUCAGCGCGAGAGCAUGGUUUUCGAUCAGGAAGAUGAAUAAGAAAAU